UUCGCCGGCCAUGUUUGUUUGAGAAAAAGGCAUACAAAGAGAAAUAUAAUAUUCAUCAAAAUGUCAGACACUGAAGUAGGAGAUGUGAGCAAACUAACAGUUGUACAACUUAGAGAACAAUGUACUAAACAUGGAUUAGCAACAACUGGAAAGAAAGCUGAAUUAGUAGAAAGACUAAAAGCAGCAACAGCAGUUGCAGAGGAGGUUAAAAAGGAAAAUGAUACCACAGAAGCAACAGUUGAAGCAACCAAUGGAACCACAGCUGCAGAAGAGCCUAAAGCUUCAGAGGAAGAAGUCAAAGCAGAAAUUGAGGAGACCAAAGAAGAAGAAACAGAAAAGGCCCCAGAAGAAGAGGAAACUACCAAAGAUGAAGAAGAGGUGAUGGAUGUUGCUAAUGAGGAAGUUAAGGGGGAAGAAAAUGAACCAGGUGCUAAAGUUGAAGGGGAUAAAUCUGUUGAAGAAGUACUAGCUGAAGUGGAUGAACAAAUCAAAGAAUCAACAACUUAUGAAGUCAUCGAUGAGGUCACAGGUGAUGAUGAUGAAAAGGUGGCAGAUGGUGAGGGAGCUCCUGAAGGAGAUGAGGUACUCGAGGGAGAUAGAGGGGAAGAUGACACUCCAUCCAAAGAGGAUGGGAAAAAGAAAGAAAGGAAAAUAAUCCCAAAACUCGAUCGUGAUUACAUAAAGAAAUACAUGAUGAUUGCAAAGAAAGUUGAGGUCUACAGGCGUACACUCCACGUAGGUCCUAUAGAAAUCUCAGACUUAAGCAACUCUGUUGUUCAAGACCUUAUAUUAAAGGGUGUCGAGAGUCAUAUGAAAUUCUUAUCCAAGACAGUCUCGGACCUUUCACACCACAUAGGAACACUAGAGAUCAAGUUCCAGAAUGUUGAGGCAAUGACCGAAGCAGUAGAAGCAAACAAAGAGUUGGAGAUAGAUGGUAGGAAAAUACAAGUUUACGCAGCAUACACUCCAUGCGAGGAUGAUUAUAAAUCCAUGGGAACUUACAUCAAACUUGGAGAAAAUAAGAAUGUUGAUGCCUUACAGACCUACAAACGGGAACACAAGAAGUAUGACGAGGCGUUAGAAUGCCGAUCACUUUAUGUGAAAAAUCUGCCUAAGUCCGUGACUGAAGAGAAAAUGAAAGAGCUUUUUGAGGAUGCUGUGGCUAUAUAUGCCCCACGGGAUGCCACGGCCAAACUAACAGGGGAAUGUUUCGUGGAGUAUGAGAGUCAAGAGAAAGCAGCCGAGAAGUCGAAGUCUAUUCGGGGAACAUUGAAGUUUGACGACCAGGAAGAAGAAGGAUACGUCUGGCAAAUAAAUCGUAAAGAAUGGAAAAUAAGCGAAAAGUUCAGAGAGAGCUUGAAGCGUGGAAGGGGACGCGGGUCCAUCACUCGAGGAGGGGCCUCGUCAAGAGGAGGAACGCCAAGAGGAGGCAUCGGUAGAGGAUCUGCAACUGUUCGCCGCACUUCAUCGGGAGAUGGUGGUCCCCCGAGGAAGAUCCCAAGAGUUACUCCCCAGUCCCGACCCGCUUCCUCCACCCCCAAACGUGGUGGCUUCUCGCCCCGAGGGUCAGGAUCCAUGAGAGGACGAGGAGGAAGAGGAAGGGGAGCAUACAAUGACCGAGACAGAUCAUUUGAUAGAACUCGCAGCCCAAAUUCUAGACCAGACAUGAACAGGAGGUUUAGCGGAGGGGCAUCUAACACAGUGAGCAACAUUAUUACGGGACAAAAUAGAAAUCCUAACACUCAGGCACAGGCAAUGAAUCUGCUAGUAGGCAUAAGUCAGAUGUUGAGUCAUGGAGGCCAAGGAGGAAAUCAGAGUCGUUCCAGUUACCAAGACAACAACAGUUGGAGUGGCUCACAGAGAGGAGGCUAUGGCGAUAGCUACGGAAGCAACAGUAGUGGGGGUGGGAGUAGCAGCUACCAGGGAGGUGGCAUGAGAGCCCAACAGAGUUACUCAAGCAGCGGGGGUCAGUGGAGAGGCGCAAGUUCAAGCAAGUCCCCACGAGGUGGUAGAAGUUACGACAGAGGGAACAACAGGAAGAGGCGUGGCAAGUGGUAGACCAAUCAACAGACUUCAGAAUAUAAAUAAUGGCUAUAGUAGUAGAUGACAGUGUUAAUAUAUAAGGACUGGCUAUGACAUCAUAUAAAACAGUAAUUCUUGGGGUUUUAUCUCAGACUAAUAUAUCUGAUCUGCAAGAAUCAAAGAAUGCAAUUGUGUACAGCUGUACUAGAACUAUGAGCUGACUUUUAAGAACCAGUUUUAUUCAGGACGUUUCUCAAAUCAGUUUCAAUAGACUGAGACAGUUUGGAAAAAUCCACAUGUGAAAACAAAAUUAUGGACAUGGUUUGGGACAUUCCAUCUGGAGAAAUUUGUGUUACAUUUGACCAGAUUUAUUUAAUGUUCUAAGCAAUGUAACCAAGUUAAAGGAUCUUGGAAAUGAUACAUUUAUAACCCAUGUGAUACACUUUUACACUGACAAGACCCUUUAACAUUUGUUGUAAUAAUGAAGUGAGAUUCUCAAUAAGGGAGAAUCAAAGAAUCAUGGAUGUUUUAUUUUUGUAAAUAAUACUCAUAUUUUAUUUUAGUUCCAUGAAAUUUUUAAUCUCAAAUAAGUCAAUGUAUUGAUGAAUGUUGCACGUGAAAUGAAAUCAGUUCUGGUCAGAGUUGAAAAAAGCUCAUAAAAUUGUGUACUUUUAAAUGUGUUAUAACAGUGAUUUAAUUUAAAGAUUAUUGAAUCUCAAAUAGAGACUUGUGAAAAAUACUUUAAAAAACCAAUUGUGUUUUGUUUUAUGUUCAUGAUUUAGUGUUUACAAAAAUGUGGCUUAUAUCCAAGUCUUUUAUUUAAGGAAUAAAGAAUUGUGUAUCAUUCUUUGUAUUUAAUAUAAAAGCAUG
Messenger RNA from Owenia fusiformis, 2892 nucleotides. The record is from the annotation of a GenBank genome assembly. NCBI's taxonomy places the organism in Eukaryota, Metazoa, Annelida, Polychaeta, Sabellida, Oweniidae.